AUGGAUACUCUCGUCACCGUAUUCGUCAGUAAGUGUUUUAUUGACCCAAUGGAUUCUGUUGGCGUAGAGAUUUGCACCGACAAAGACGUCUAUACUCCUGGUCAGAUACUCACGGGCUCAGUCAACAUUGCAACACGAAAACCAAUCGCUAUCGACAGCAUUAAGGCAAGGUUGUAUGGAGAUGCAGUUGUGCAUUUUGUUAAUAAGGAAUCCUACGCGUUUUUCAAUCAACGGGUGUUCGUCAAUGAGCAGAAGGAGCUUUGGCACUACAGCACCGUACAGGAAAUGCUAGGCAUGACCACACUGGACCACAAUGCAAAUCGCUGUGAAAAAGGUUAUUUGACGGGUAAAUCGCAAUUCCGGUUUGCAUUCAACCUGCCUUACGACCUCGCAACCUCAUUCAGUUGUCCAGCAAGCCCAGUUGUGGUAAAGUACUCAAUAACUGUGACAUUAUAUUUACAAGACGAGAUACUCCUGCAACAUGAACACGCUGUAACAGUCGUUGCUCCACAAAUGAUAGCACGUCCCCUCGGGAGUCAAAGCGUCGUUCACUCGAAGAAUUUUCCACUAACUAAGGGCCGAAGUAUUUUCAUUGAAUGUGCUUUGGAACAGGCAGUUCUCUCCUCGGUUGGCAAACUCCAAGCUAUCAUCACCGUCACGAACAGGUGGAAGCAAUCAAUUAAGUACGUGACAUUAUAUUUACAAGACGAGAUACUUCUGCAACAUGAACACGCUGUAACAGUCGUUGCUCCACAAAUGAUAGCACGUCCCCUCGGGAGUCAAAGCGUCGUUCACUCGAAGAAUUUUCCACUAACUAAGGGCCGAAGUAUUUUCAUUGAAUGUGCUUUGGAACAGGCAGUUCUCUCCUCGGUUGGCAAACUCCAAGCUAUCAUCACCGUCACGAACAGGUGGAAGCAAUCAAUUAAGUACGUCCACAUGAGCAUUCUUAGAAAAAUCGAAGCUGUCGGCUACUUCAAAGAUGAUCAAUCAAUAACAGACACAAAGACAGUUUUAAUAAACACAACCGGUGUAGGACUGCCAUCGUCGAAACACAAGAUCGCCGUUGGGGAGACGUACAUAUUCACUUCCAGUUUCAAUGUACCGGCGCUUCCGCCAAGUAUGAAUGUGCCUGGUUUGCUGGAGACUUCUUAUAUGGUUAAUAUUGCCGUUGGUCGAGCACACAAUUACGUGAUUGCCUCGCUAAGGGUUCCGAUCACUAUUGUCACCAAUAUUGUUGAUAUAGAUCCAGUAGUUCCUGCUCAGCGCGGAGAUUUACUGAUCGAUUUAACACCACCAACUUGGAAGAAGGCGGCGCCAGCAAUCGACCUCCUCGCGUAG
Messenger RNA from Ostertagia ostertagi, 1338 nucleotides. The record is from the annotation of a GenBank genome assembly. NCBI's taxonomy places the organism in Eukaryota, Metazoa, Nematoda, Chromadorea, Rhabditida, Trichostrongylidae.